Molecule: messenger RNA, 566 nt
Organism: Scutellospora calospora
Lineage: Eukaryota; Fungi; Glomeromycota; Glomeromycetes; Diversisporales; Gigasporaceae
Source: the annotation of a GenBank genome assembly
AAACUAGAGAUACUCACGAUUAUUUUGAUAAAGAAAAUCUUCUUACUCAAAAAGGUUAUGUUAGUAAUAAUAAAGCUUUAAAGGAUUCUAUGAUUAUUCAGGAAUUCAAUAGAGAAAUUGAUGAGAAGAGAGAGAAGUUUGAAAAGGUUAAUGUAUAUGUUGUAUUAUUACAACAAUUUUGGAAAAGUAAUAAAACAUCGUAUGUUGUAGCUAGGAGAUAUAAUGGAACUCAAAUUUUUCAGUUAACUUUUGAUAUUGGUAAUGAGUUCGAAGUUUUGUUUAGAAUAUUAAUUUCUAUUUCUAAGAGAGCUGAAUUUGAAGAAAAAUCUGAUUUUGAUAAGAAUAAUGAUAUAAUUGGUAAAAUUGAUGAAUUGACAAAACCAAAAGAAGAGAUUGCAUAUUCUUCCUUUGUUAGGGAAUUAGUUAAUAAUAUGAAAGAUAAAAAUAUCAUGUUUGAUAUUAAAACAGAACUUGAUAAAGUAGAAAAUGUAAAUGAGUAUUUUUCUCAUUUUAAACUAGUAAUUAGUCGUAAAAAUAGAGAAUAUGAUACAAAUAGACAACUUUAA